CACACACACACACGCGCGCGCAUACAGAGAUGCGACACUCCCAGGCUCACUCGCUUCUGCUCCUGGUGCUGGCCCUCCUGGCUGCCACCUGCGCGGCGGCCGGUGCCUCGGCCUCGGCCUCUGCCACCACCUCCGCCGGCGCCCCUGCCGAGGAGCCGCAGUUCAAGCUGUCACAGGAGUUCUUGGACACCUUCGCCAUGCCCGAGGACAAUGAAGCCAUCACCAAGCGCCGGAACAAGUACUUCAUGGACCACUCGACGCUCAUCGAAUCGCGGGCUGCCUUUGACGAUCUGGUUGGCGCGUCGACCGCCAAGUUGACCGCCGUGUCCUUCUAUUCCGGCAACUGUGUCGCGUGCAACCACGUCCAUGCCACCCUGGGCGCGAUCGCCGAGCACCAGGCCGCACAGCCGGCCACCGCCGGGCGCAUCCCCAUUCACCGGGUCUUCUGCCCGGUGCAUGAGUCCCAGUCGGCCGAGCUGACCGCCCUGUGCGGGGAGUUCCGCAACCGCGCGCGCAAUGACAACCCGGAUCUGGUGCUCUUCGGCCCGGGGGGCAUGCACCUGGGGUCGGUCAAUGAAACGGCCACGGCCGAGCUGAUCUCCGCCCAUGUGGCCCAGACGACCGUGGCCCCGGAUCAGGACAAUCCCGCGGAUGUGGCCUUCUCGGCGGCGGCCCCCACCGUGGCCAGCUUCUCGGCCAAUGACCUGCUUCGAUACCUGCGGUAUGCGGCCGCCGCGCAGGGGAGCUCCAGCGGGGCGGCCAUUGCCCAGGCGGCCCUGGCCGAUCCGGCGGCUCGGCGUCUGCUCGCCGGCGCCGGAGCCGCCCUCGUCCAGACGGAGGAGGAGCUGAAUCGCGAGCUGCGCGCCUUCCCGGUGGUGGUCAUCAUCGGGGCCGAGGACCUGGACGCGUUGGAGGCCGUCUGGCCGCAGACGCCGGCCACGCUGCGGCGCUUCGCCGAGCGCGCGCGCGUUCUCGUGGUCCUGGCCGAGCCGGAUGGCGGGGCCCUGGUCAAGCGGGCCUUCCGCGGGACCAAGAUCGGCCUGCAUGGGCUCGACUCGUCGGACCCGCCGCAGGUCCUCCUGGUGUCGGAUUAUGGCAAGGACCGUCUGCUGCACGACUCGCUCUCCGGCCCGACCGAGACGUCGAUCCUCAAGUCCAUCGACCUCCUGGGCGUGACUCCCUUCGCUGAGCUCAACAGCCAUCGGUCGGUGGAGCAAUUCUUCUCCAUGGGCGUGCCCACGGUGCUGGUUCUGCACAGCUCCACAGCCGAGGGGGCCACCCUCGCGGAGCACCGGCGGGUGCUGACCGGCACCCGGGAUGCCCUCCGGUCGGCCCUCUUCCCGGACAGCCGGCUCCGGUAUACCUUCGCCUCGGUGGAUGUUGGACCGCGUCCCGGGCUGGCUGCCAUGUAUGGUGUGGAUGCCGGGUGCCGACAGGUCGACCCCGCCGGACGCCUGUGCGGCGUGGUCAUCGAGGAUACGCCGAAUCUCAAGCGCUACCGGUGCGACUUCCCGCCGGUGGCGGCCGCCGAUGGCGCCGACCCGAAGAAGGGUUCCACCGAGGGCGGGCCGCGCUUCUUGGCCGACUUUGCCCAAACGGUGAAGACCUGCCUCCAGCAGUUUGAGAAGGGCCAGCUGACUCCUUACCAGUUCUCGGAGACCAUUUCCCCGGACCAGGACGGACGUGUGUUCAACUCGCUCAAGUUGACUGCCGACAACUUUGCCGACAUUGUCAAUGCCCCGGAGCGUGACCGUGACCUGGUGGUCAUCUUCUACGCCCAGUACGACUCCAUGUCGUUGGCCAUGCUCCCCCUGUUCGGCCGUAUGUCGCUGGCUUACGCCAAGGCCUUUGACGAGGAGCUCCGUAGCCCGGAUACGAUUGAGGGAGCACCGAUCCCUCUGUUUGGUCGCUUCAACGUCGAGCUGAAUGCCCUGCCGAACGAUCUCGUCAUCAGCUCCACUCCUUCAAUUGUUCUGUUCCCGGCCCCGGCGGCCGGUGAGGCGUCCACCGCCUCGCCGAUUUGGAUCCACCCGCCCGUGGGGUCUGACGGCAAGCCGGCCGAGGCUGCCAGUGCCCCCGGCACCGGCCACGACGACAAUGACGAGCCCUUCCACAUGGAGCUCAUCCGCCGUCUGCGGAAGGUGUCCCCAGGCGCGGCCAAGCUGGCCGAUGCCGACCUGCUCGAUACCAUGCCCAAGGCUGAGAUGGCCGCCAAGGGCGGCGCCUCCGCCGUCAAGAAGUCCGAGGCCGACCUCUGAGGCCGCGCACGCCCCUCCGCGCCUCGGCCCCUUUGCGCCUCCCCCGUGCCGGCCGAGAGGGGGGGGGGGGGGG
Molecule: messenger RNA, 2331 nt
Organism: Fonticula alba
Lineage: Eukaryota; Rotosphaerida; Fonticulaceae
Exons: 7
Coding region: 30-2258 (742 amino acids)
Source: RefSeq, a predicted model, not a curated record